CAUAUGUAAUAGUAUAAUGAAGGAUAUAUAGUUAAAAUUGGUAGUUUAUGGUGCUCCAAUGGAAAUUUCUGAAAAUUUGCUUUGUACUGAUGAAGCAUGUAACUUGUUUGCAACACGUAUGCACAAGAUUUGAAUGAGAGUAAGAUGUUUAGGUUGUUCCAUGCAAAAAUCUUAGGUCCCAAGUUACAUAGACUAAAACCUAUAACGUUCCAAAUUUUGUUCCCUCCUUUUCCUGAAUGUUGUUCCCUUCUCUUUGAAACCUCUCCUCGGUUCCUUUCCAUUUCAUCAUAUCCCUGUGAUCCUCUUCUUUCCUCUCUACUCCUUACUCUGAAAUCUUCAUCUUCUGUCUCCUGUUGCAGGGUCAUUCAUGCCCGAGUGGUCAAAUCUCUGGAUUACAGAGAUGGGUUCAUAGGUGAUCAAUUAGUUUCAUGUUAUCUCAACAAGGGGUCCAUCCCAGAUGCACAGAAGCUGUUUGAUGAAAUGCCCUACAAGGAUUCUGUCUCUUGGAACUCUUUGGUUUCUGGAUUUUCUAAAAGAGGAGACCUUUGUAACUGCCUGAGUGUGUUUUCUACAAUCAGGUCUGAAAUGGCACUCGAAUUGAAUGAGCUUACACUGAUAUCUGUUAUCUCGGCUUGUGCUUCUGCUAAAGCCCGAGAUGAGGGCUGCUAUCUUCAUUGUUGUGCAGUGAAAUUGGGUAUGGGAUUGGAAGUGAAGGUUGUUAAUGCUCUUAUUAACAUGUAUGGGAAGUUUGGCUGCGUUGACUCCGCUUUCAAGCUAUUUUGGGCAAUGCCGGAGCAGAAUAUAGUGUCAUGGAAUUCAAUGGUGGCUGUUUGGACACAAAACGGAAUCCCCAAUGAAGCUGUUAAUUAUUUUAAUAUGAUGAGGGUAAAUGGACUUUUUCCCGAUGAAGCCACAAUGGUGAGCUUGCUUCAAGCCUGUGAAAAUUUACAUUUGGGAAGAUUGGUAGAGGCCAUGCAUGGUGUUAUCUUCACCUGUGGUCUUAAUGAAAAUAUAACAAUUGCGACUACUCUUUUGAACUUGUAUUCAAAGUUAGGGAAAUUGAGUGUUUCUCACAAGGUCUUUGCAGAGAUAAGCAAGCCUGAUAAAGUGGCAUUGACUGCAAUGCUUGCAGGGUAUGCUAUUCAUGGGCGUGGGAAAGAAGCUAUAGAAUUCUUUGAAAGGUCUGUAAGGGAAGGUGUGGAGCCUGAUCAUGUUACUUUUACUCAUUUGUUAAGUGCUUGUAGUCAUUCAGGGCUUGUCCGGGAAGGAAAGUACUACUUCCUAAUCAUGUCUGAGGUUUACAAAGUUCAAACUCAAUUGGAUCACUAUUCAUGUAUGGUUGAUCUUCUAGGUCGCUGUGGUCUAGUCAAUGAUGCUCAUCAGCUAAUAAAGAGCAUGCCUUUAGAGCCAAAUUCUGGAGUUUGGGGUGCUCUUCUUGGUGCUUGUAGGGUUCAUCGUAACAUCGAUAUUGGGAAGGAAGCUGCAGAGAACUUGAUUGCAUUAAAUCCUUCAGACCCUAGAAACUAUAUCAUGCUUUCCAACAUUUAUUCUGCUGCAGGUCUGUGGAGUGAUGCAUCAAAAGUGAGGGCUUUAAUGAAGACUAAAGUUCUUACCAGAAACCCUGGAUACAGCUUUGUUGAGCAUGGGAAUAAAAUUCACCUUUUUGUGGUAGAUGAUUACUCUCACCCUGAUUCAGACAAAAUACACAAGAAGCUGGAAGAGACUAUGAGAAGAAUUCAAGAAGUUGGUUUUGUGUCUGAAACUGAACCCAUUCUACAUGAUGUUGAUGUCGAGGUUAAAACAGAUAUGAUUAACAAACAUAGUGAGAAAAUAGCACUUGCCUUUGGACUUUUGGUUUGUAAUGCUGAUAAGCCAUUAGUUAUUAUAAAAAAUCUCAGAAUAUGCCGAGAUUGCCAUAACACAGCAAAAUUUGUCUCACUGAUAGAGAAGCGUACCAUCAUUAUCCGAGAUUCAAAGCGAUUUCACCAGUUUUCAGAUGGAUUAUGCUCUUGUGGCGAUUAUUGGUAGUGAUCGCUGAUGGAGUUUGGCAUUUCAGGAAUGUAUUGUCAUUGGAACUCACAAGAGCCAACAUGGUCCAAAAAAAAUGGGAGAUCCCUUAUGCUGUUUUAGCCCAUUGGACUGAACUUGGUACUGCUUGGAGAAUGUUUUGGGUAUGGGUCAAGGUCAACGGUUUAGGUUGCAUUAUGUUGUUCUGAGGUCUGAAAAGUGAUUUCCCGUGCAUUCACCAGGGAUACUUGCAGAAGAUACUCCGAUACCAAAGUUAGUUCAACGUUUGACACAUAGACUUAAUGUGAUAGUAUAUGCCCAUAACCUACCUCCUUACCUCCAACAUUUAUUUAUAGGUUUUGUGGUGGACUUUUGAUUAACGUUGGCUUAAUUAUGACCCAAUUAUGAGUAAUUAUACUUUACUCUUAAGUUGAUAAGCUUUAAGAUUAAUCUAUUCUUGGACUAUUCAUCUCGAUCAUUCCAAUUCAUGGCCAACCGAUCGAUCACACCGAACUCGUUGUCCUGUUCACCGAGUUGGUGAUUAACUAUCCAGGUUGGUACAUGGCCGACGGACCUUUUUGGUGACCAGUCGGUCUCGGUGACUUGUGCUCCAAAAUGUGAGAUGUGGGUUUUGAGCUGUGGGACAUUCAUUUGGGCUCGUGUAUGAUCAACUAGUUUGUUUGGCAUUUUGACCAGACUCAUUGGUUUGUGCUCCAAGCUGGUACAUAGCUGGUCGACCUGUUUGGUGAUUGGCUGGAUUGUUUGGUUGACCAUUCAAACUAUAGUUGAUUGUGUGAACUAUGGCUGACCAAACAGUCAUACACUACUGAGAACAAUAACUUUUUGAAUACUCCUGAUAAGGGCUUUCUGCUGGUCCAUGGUUGUGAAGAUUAUAAUUUAUGCAGAAUAGACCCGCUAGUGUCAUGUGAGAUUUUCAUGACAUGGACAUUUAAGGGAAAGAUACCAUGUCACGUGAUCCUUUUUAAAAAAAUUCUAUUUAUCAUUCUCAUCAA
Messenger RNA from Vigna radiata var. radiata (mung bean), 3020 nucleotides. Its product is annotated as pentatricopeptide repeat-containing protein At5g40410, mitochondrial. Gene Ontology annotation, molecular function: protein binding; zinc ion binding; RNA binding. Gene Ontology annotation, biological process: RNA modification. NCBI's taxonomy places the organism in Eukaryota, Viridiplantae, Streptophyta, Magnoliopsida, Fabales, Fabaceae. The record is from RefSeq and is a predicted model, not a curated record. The transcript has 2 exons. Bases 145 to 2028 code for a protein of 627 amino acids.